Molecule: messenger RNA, 1777 nt
Organism: Brassica oleracea var. oleracea
Lineage: Eukaryota; Viridiplantae; Streptophyta; Magnoliopsida; Brassicales; Brassicaceae
Product: serine carboxypeptidase-like 33
Exons: 9
Coding region: 203-1627 (474 amino acids)
Biological process (GO): proteolysis
Cellular component (GO): vacuole
Molecular function (GO): serine-type carboxypeptidase activity
Source: RefSeq, a predicted model, not a curated record
CACAACUCAGAAGUGCACAUUCAGCUUCCAGCCAUUACAAUCAUGACAGAAAUUAAAAUAAGAAUUGUGAAAACUUAUCCUUAACAUUUGUGGCCACAUACUCUACUUUCCACACUCAACCAACAUUCCCAAUAAAUCACCAUUCACCACUUAUAGACACACCAGACAAAGGGAAAAACAAGCUAGACAACAAAAAUCUGUGAUGGAUUUGACUCAUCCGAGGAGAAAACUAAACUUUCUGCUGAUCAUCUCAUUAUUAUUACUAUCAUUACGUCAUCAAGAUUAUAACGUUGAAGCACAAAAUUCAGACAAAGUAGUGAAUCUUCCCGAACAACCAUCCAAUCCAAAGAUCUCUCACUUCUCAGGUUAUGUCAACGUGAAUCAAGAAAAUACACGAGCACUCUUCUUCUGGUUCUUCGAAGCCUUGUCUGAAGCCCCAACAAGACCUCUAGUUCUCUGGCUCAAUGGAGGUCCUGGAUGUUCAUCCAUUGGAUAUGGAGCAGCAUCUGAAUUAGGACCUUUUCGUGUGGUUGAAAAUGGGACAAGCCUUAGAUUCAAUCAAUACUCUUGGGUCCAAGGAGCGAAUAUGUUGUUCUUAGAAUCACCGGUUGGAGUAGGGUUUUCGUACACCAACACAUCUUCCGAUUUGGACAACCUCAACGACAGUUUCGUUGCGGAAGAUGCAUACAACUUCAUGGUUGCUUGGUUUGCAAGGUAUCCCCAAUAUAAGUCUCGUGAUUUCUUCAUCGCUGGUGAAAGCUAUGCCGGUCACUACGCACCUCAGCUAGCCGAGCAAAUAUACGAUCGAAACAAAGUUAAAUCAAAAGAGUCCUUCAUUAACCUCAAAGGCUUCAUUGUAGGCAAUCCAUUGACGGACGACGAGUACGAUAACAAGGGGAUUCUAGAAUACGCAUGGAGCCAUGCAGUAAUCUCCGACAAUCUCUACGACACCGCAAAACGUAAUUGCGACUUCAAGUCAUCGAAUUGGUCGGAACCAUGCAACGUUGCCAUGAAUACAAUGUUCCAAAAAUACAAAGAGAUUGAUAUUUAUAAUAUAUAUGCUCCCAAGUGCACCACCAGUAACUCAUCAGCAGCUUCCUUCUUAGGAGUUUUCAAUAAGUCUCCGGCAAUGAAAGACUGGUUCAAGCGAGUGAGAUGGUUUGAAGGUUACGAUCCUUGUUACUCUGAUUAUGCUGAAAAAUAUUUCAACAGAGUUGAUGUUCGAACGUCUCUUCAUGCCAGUACACGAGAUGUAUCAAGGUGGAAGGUUUGCAAUGAUUCGAUAUUGCAAACGUACCAAUUCACUGUCUCCUCAAUGUUGCCGACCUAUAGUAAGCUCAUCAAAGCUGGUCUCAAGAUAUGGGUUUAUAGUGGAGACGCCGACGGGAGGGUGCCGGUGAUUGGAAGUCGGUAUUGUGUUGAAGCGUUAGGUCUUCCCGUCAAAUCUGAAUGGCGCUCUUGGUUCCACAAUCAUCAGGUUGGAGGGAGGAUAACGGAGUACGAGGGAGGGUUAACGUUUGUAACAGUGAGAGGAGCUGGACACUUGGUUCCUCUCAAUAAACCUGAAGAAGCUCUCGCACUUUUCAGUUCCUUUCUUAAUGGUCAAGCACUUCCGUCACUCCCCUAGAUAUUAUCACAAUAUCAUAUAUAUAUACUGUCUUUUCUUGUUUGUUUGUUACUGGUUCUAAAAUAAAACAUGGAUAAAUCAUAAAUAAUAAAUCCAAUCACAUGUACAUAUUACUGUUCUAUUUCUACUAUCCAACCAUCUAAUGGUAAU